AUGGCUAGCUGGACGCACUCAAAGUCGGGGUCAACGAACUUGAAAUCGAAUUCGACAUCCAAGUCCAGCUCCUCGUCGAGAUCCGGUUCGAACCCCAGACCGGACUGGGUCCCCGACCCCCACUUCUACUAUGAUCUCCAUACGUUCGAGGUCGAUUUUGUUCGUUUCCGCAUCCCGACGCACUUCUUGCUUGCCUCGGGCUUCUUUCGGAAGAUGCUUCACGUAGACCCGCCAGCGGCAGGCACUGUCGAGGACAUCUGCGACGUCGACCACAUCGAAGGCGUCACUGCUAUCGAGUUCCGCGACUUCCUGCGGGUCUUGAUGCCUGCGCCAUGCAAAGCGGACGGGACUUUUGCCCCCGGGCCGACGUCGUGGGUGAACGUCCUGAGACUGGCGUCGCAAUGGGGUUUCACACACAUGCGCGAGCUGGCCAUACGGCAAAUAGACCUCGAUCCGGAUUGCGUCGUCCGGCUUGAUGCUGCCCGGCGCUACAAAGCCCAUGAGCUCCUUCCCCGUGCGCUGGAGGACAUCGUCGAACGUGCGGCGCCCCUCGAGGUGGAAGAGUUCAACCUGCUCGAGCUCGAGCUUGCCGUGAACGUGACGAGGUAUCGCGAGGCGGUCUACCGUCUCCCGAACAGUGAUUCACGUCAGAAGCCCGAUGGAAAGACGUCGUUGAUUGAAGGCAUAUUUGGCCCGGAGUUCGCGAGGGACUGGGAGCUUGGGAAGGCGAUGGCUCGGAGGUCAUCUCAGCAUGCUUAGUUGCCGUAGUUCUUGAAUAUUAUUGUAUCUAUGGAGGAACGUACACUGGUUAAAACGGUGAAGAUGACGCCACAGCUGCCUACGGCUGCCGGACGACAC
Messenger RNA from Dichomitus squalens LYAD-421 SS1, 858 nucleotides. RefSeq lists its product as uncharacterized. The record is from RefSeq and is a predicted model, not a curated record. Lineage: Eukaryota; Fungi; Basidiomycota; Agaricomycetes; Polyporales; Polyporaceae. The transcript has 4 exons. The coding region runs from base 1 to 759 and encodes 252 amino acids.